Volvox carteri f. nagariensis is the source of this 426-nucleotide messenger RNA. RefSeq lists its product as uncharacterized. The transcript has 4 exons. The coding region runs from base 1 to 426 and encodes 141 amino acids. Lineage: Eukaryota; Viridiplantae; Chlorophyta; Chlorophyceae; Chlamydomonadales; Volvocaceae. The record is from RefSeq and is a predicted model, not a curated record.
AUGUUUGCCUUUAUAACGGUCAGCAUUGCACAGCUUAUUGCGUCCUGCGAGGGCAUGCUUUCUCCAGUUCAGAUAACGCCCGUUGAAGUAUGCGGGGCUCAAACGGAGGACCAUGCUGCCACUGCGGAACCUUGCAAACACCAUGCUGGCGACGUGGACCGCCUGAGAAGCCCACACUUUGCAAUGCAUGUGGCAGUCGCUAUCUGCUUCGAAGGCCAAGCUCAGCGCAUCUACAACGAGUACGAAGCCCUAGAAGCCUUGCGCUACUCUUAUUUCUGCCGCGGCCCGUCCAUCGGGCAAGGCGACGGCCUCGGUGCGACAGUCUCUGACUCUUCCGCGGAAGCUCAACACGAUGAGGACUGCUUUCGGAAGGAGGCCCACUACCUGGACGCAUCUUCCGAUGAGUACCAGGGCCCCAGCAAGUAA